UCGGCCACGCCCACCGCGUCUCAGGAAGCGGAAUUUAGCCAGGCAACUCUAACGUCGUUUUCUAUUGGACGACUUGCGAGCCACUGGCGUUGAUCCCGCAGUGUUAUUGGCCAGAUACUUUGUUUAACAACGUUUCCUUGGAACAGCCCGGGAUCGUGAGGCUCCCAGACCUGUCCCCCCAGCUCUUGGCUCCGCCUCGUCUCGUCCCCUUAACUCUAUGUGCGCUGUUGGGGUUUGUCUCUUCUGGGUAUUGUUUCAGUGUGUCAUGGACCAUGAUUUCUUUCAGGUUAUUUCUUCCUCAUUUAUUCAAUAAAUAAUUUUGGCCACUUUCUUGGUCUCCAGCACUGUGCCAAGCAUUAUAGGAGACACACACAAAAACAGUAUGAACAAAGCACUAAAAGGAACUAAACGAGUCAAGUCCAGGAUUCACGUUCAGAUCAGAACAUCGGGGUCGCGCUAAGGUCACUACCAUGUUUUGUUCCAAAUUCCACAGCAAACAUACUUAUUAAGGGCAAGGAAUAUGCGGAGGGUUCUGGUUUGCAAAUGAUCAGUAAAUUAAAACACACACACACGGUUUCAAAGAACUAGACCUUUCAGGUUUAGAAUCUAAUGGGAACUCAUUUAACCCUUCAUUUUACAGCAGGUUUCUAAGUCUGCACUCCAGACGAGCUCGCUCCUCCCGGGACACAGAUCUCUUAACCUUCAGUGGCUUUAAUCUCAGUUGAUUCUCCCUCAGCCUUUUAAGCAAACACCUCAGCCUUGGUCCCUGGGCGCCUAACGCUCUCAUCAAGGAUCUCUGUAAUAGGAGUGAGCUUUGCUAAUUAACUAAGAAAAGAGAGAGGAAAAUAUUUCUUUUUUUCUCUCCCCCUUUUUUAGGAUAGUUGUAAGGAGAGAAGAGAGCUAGAGGCGGCCAGCCUUCUCCUUCGUCCCCUCCAGGGGGAAACACCUAUAGCCCCGCUGGAGCCCCCGGUCUUUAGGACCCAGGGGCAGGCUUCCCGGAAGAGGAAGGGGCGGGGUCUCAAGGCGCGCGCCGCGGCCUAAGAGGUUUGAAUCGCGCGCAGGCGCCGCGGGUGCGGGCUCUGGGUCUUUCAGUUUACCCAUCCAAAGAAGGGGGCAGUCAUGGACUUAGUUGUAGUGAGAGCGAAAGUUUAUACCAGUAAAGCUCUGGGAAUAAGCCUGGCCCAGGAAGGACUGCUGAGAGAACAGCCUGAGGACUCUUACCUGAAGAUUCUUUUAGCAGAAGUGUAAUGUCUCGGGAAGGUGAUUAUGGGAAGUGGACGAUAUCUAGUAGUGAUGAAAGUGAAGAGGAAAAGCCAAAGGUGGACAAGCCAUCUACCUCUUCUCUCCCCCUUGCCGGACAGGGAGCGGCAAACGAGCCACGGUACACCUGUUCCGAGGCUCGGCGAGCUGCCCACAGAAGGAAAAUGGCACCCAUGAAAUUCAGUGGCACGGAGUCGGCUUCAGCAGUUUCACCUCCCAAAAGGCAGAAAAGCAGUUCCCAGGAAGACCUCGGCUGGUGUCUGUCCAGCAGUGACGAUGAGCUGCAACCAGAAACGCAGCAGAAACAGCCUGGGAAAGUGGAGGUCAAGGAGGAAAAAGGGUCCUCUUCUCCCCAAGGCCACACAGCAGAAAGGACCGGAAACCACGGCCCUCCUGUCAGGCACAGGCUCAAAGAGGAGGAGGAAGAUGAGUAUAAGACCUCAGGGGAAGGCCAGGACAUCUGGGACAUGGUGAAUAAGGGGAACCCCUUCCAGUUUUACCUCACUAGGGUCUCGGGAAUUAAGCCGAAGUACAACUGCGGAGCCCUCCACAUCAGGGAUAUUUUGUCUCCUUUAUUUGGGACCCUUGUUUCUUCAGCUCAGUUUAACUACUGCUUCGACGUGGACUGGCUGGUAAAACAGUACCCACCAGAGUUCAGUCCUUAUAGUCGGCGGACAGAAGAAAUCCCCCUGGUUGUUGCUGAAUGUGUCUUGGCAAAGCUGUCAAGAGCAUCAUACCACAAACAAACAGUUGCCAUCAAGUCGACUCUGAAAGACCUAAAUGGCAAGUUGAGAAAUAAACCAAUCCUGCUUGUCCAUGGCGAUAAACGAGAAGCCAAGGCUCACUUACACGCUGAGGCAAAGCCUUAUGAAAACAUUUCCCUCUGCCAGGCAAAGUUGGAUAUUGCAUUUGGAACACACCACACCAAGAUGAUGCUCCUGCUCUAUGAAGAAGGCCUCCGAGUUGUCAUCCACACGGCCAACCUCAUCCAUGCCGACUGGCACCAGAAAACUCAGGGAAUAUGGUUGAGCCCCUUGUACCCACGAAUUGUUCACGGAACUCACGGACCUGGAGAGUCACCGACACAUUUUAAAGCCGACCUCGUCAGUUACUUGAUGGCUUACAACGCUCCUCCUCUCAAGGGGUGGAUAGACACCAUCCAGGAGCAUGAUCUUUCGGAAACAAAUGUUUACCUCAUUGGAUCAACCCCAGGACGCUUUCAAGGAGAUCAGAAAGAUAAUUGGGGACAUUUUAGACUUAGGAAGCUCCUGAGAGAACACACCUCACCCAUCCCUAAAGCAGAGGCUUGGCCCAUAGUAGGUCAGUUUUCAAGCAUCGGCUCCAUGGGGACCGACGAAUCAAAAUGGUUAUGUUCUGAGUUUAAAGAGAGUCUGCUGACACUGGGGAAGGACGGCAGGACUCUAGGAAAAAGCACCGCUCCCCUUCAUCUGAUCUAUCCUUCAGUGGAAAAUGUGCGGACAAGCUUAGAAGGAUAUCCUGCCGGGGGCUCUCUCCCCUACAGCAUCCAGACAGCUGAAAAGCAGAAUUGGCUGCAUUCGUAUUUUCACAAGUGGUCAGCCGAGACGUCUGGCCGCAGCAGUGCCAUGCCGCAUAUUAAGACCUAUAUGAGGCCCUCUCCAGACUUCAGCAGCAUUGCCUGGUUCCUUGUCACAAGCGCGAAUCUGUCCAAGGCCGCCUGGGGAGCUUUAGAGAAGAACGGUGCCCAGCUGAUGAUCCGCUCCUAUGAGCUUGGAGUCCUUUUCCUCCCUUCGGUCUUUGGCCUGGACAGCUUCAAAGUGAGACAGAAAUUCUUCUCGGGCAGCCAGGAGCUGAUGGCAUCGUUUCCGGUGCCGUAUGAUCUGCCUCCGGAACUUUAUGGAAGCAAAGAUGACACUACCUUGCUUGCUGCAAGUGAAGAGGAUUUGAAGCACUUAUUGAUGAAGAUCAAAGACCACAGCCUUCAGUAUGGAUUAUACCUCAACGUAAAGAAAACAAAAACCCUCACAACUAGACCAAUAAGCGACAUCAUAAUAAAUGGAGAAAAGACUGAGGUUGUGAAGAAUUUUGUUUGACUUGGAUCCACAAUCAAACCCCAAAGAAGCAGCAGUCAAGAAAUCAAAAGACACAUCGCACUGGGCAAAUCUGCCGCAAAAGAUCUCUUUAAACUCUUGAAAAGCAAAGAUGUCACUUUAAGGACUAAGGUGCACCUGACUCAAGCCAUGGUAUUUUCAGUCACCUCAUACGCAUGCAAAAGCUGAAUGAUGAAUGAGGAAAACCAGAAAAGAAUUGACGCCCACGGACUGCCGAAAGAACAAACAAAUCUGUUUUGGGAAGAAGAACCGCCAGAAUGCCCCCGAGAAGCAAGGAUGGCGAGAUUAUAUCUUACAUGCUUUGGACAUGUUGUCAGGAGGCAUCAGUCCCUGGAAAAGGACAUCAUGCUUAGUAUAGCAGAGGGUCAGCAAAAAAGAAGACGACCCUCCAUGAGAUGGAUUGACACAGUGGUUGCAACAGUGGGCUCCAGCGUAACAACAAUUGUGAGGAUGGUGCAGGGCCAGGCAGUGUUUCGUUGUGUUGUUCAUAGGGUUGCUGUGAGUCGAAACUGACUCAGCGACACCUGUCUACCAUUUUACCAUCUGAUGUGAUUUCCCUAUGUGUUGUAAAUCCCAUCACUAUGAUAUAAUAAGACAGAUUAGUGGCAGUUAUAUUGAUGAGGUCUACAAGAUUAGAUGGUGUCUUAAGCCAAUCUCUUUUGAGAUAUAAAAGAGAAAAGCGAGCAGAGAGACAGGGAACCUCAUACCACCAAGAAAGCAGCUCUGGGAGCAGAGUGCAUCUUUUGGACCUGAGGUUCCUGCGCUGAGAUGCUCCCAGACCAAGGAAAGACUGAUAACAAAGACCUUCCUCCAGAGCCAAUAAAGAAAGCCUUCCCAUGGAGCCAGUGUCCUGAAUUCGGACUUCUAGCCUACUGGAUUGUGAGAGAAUAAAAUUCUCUUUUUUAAAGCCAUCCACUUGUGGUACUUCUGUUAUAGCAGCACUAGACAAGACAGCACGUAACAACAACAACAGUUACUGGUGAUGUUAACUUUGAUCACUUGGUUAAGGAGAUAUCUGCCAAGUUAUAUGUAAUCUUUUACAAGUAUAUUUCAUAAUAAAAAGUUAAGUGGCUGGAACUAAUAUUAUAAUGCAAAUAUAAUGACUCAAUAGAAAAGUGCCUUAAGACCUGCCUGCUUGGCAGAUGAGAUACGCAUGAUAGAGAUUUAAUACAUGUAUAUUGUAUGUAAUCCUCUAGCAUGCUUUAAAGCCACUUUUCUAAAUGGUUUAAUCAUUCCUUGCUAUGUCUGAUUAAUUUUAAAUCGUCCCUUGCAUUCAGAUAGUCUAGAAAUAAACUUCAGUCUAGACCCGUCAGAAUUAUUGCUAAAUCAAAAGCGUUGAGAUUCAUAAAGUAUUUUAUAAUGGAAGCAGAAAGUUGAUUAAAAAUUUAUAUUAUCCAAAUGUAAAAAGAGUAAUCACUUAAAAUUAUUGAUAUUAUGUCUUAUUUUACUUUUUAAGGGCCUGUUUUUGAAAGAUCUAUAGAAACGAGGUUUUGUUUUGUUUUGCUUUAAGGAAGCAGCCAAAAAAAAUUUUUUAGACAUGAUUUUGAUCAUUUUUAAUAAAAUCUAGUUUUGUUUCAUAGCUCAAACCGAAGGCCGAAAGUAAGCUACUAGCUCAUCUUUCAAAAUUAUUUUUGUAAUCAGGAAGCUUGAAGAAGUCUAGAAUUAUCUUAGUAAAUAAGAGUAAUUUAUCCGAUUCCUUUGAAUUAAGUACUUGGUUUUUAGCAAUUUGAAUUAUUCUCCCCAACUAGUUAGAUUUUUCUGUUCCGCUGUAUAUAGCCACAGAUGGACACGUGCCGUUCCUCACAGAGAACGGUGUUGAUGUACUUCAGAUAAUACUGAUACUGCAAUUACAAAAGACUGCAUUUCUGCUGGAUCGGGUGGGACAUCUUUUGGAACUGUCCUUCAUAUUUCAAGCUGACGUGUCCUUCUGUGCAUUACUUGAUGUCAGAGUAGGUGACAGCAAAGUGGCAUCAGAACUCUUAUCUGUCUGCUUUUUCUGUUUGGGAUCCCACCCACAGGCACACACCCCACUCUGCCUGCGCCCCCUGUAAGGAAACAAUUGGAAGUGUUGCUCAGGUGGCAGACAGUGGCUUCUGCAGGUGGUAUGUCCAGUUCCCCUGGAAAGAAGACAGUGGGAGGGUGGAGUCAUAAAUUCCUACCAAGGGCCAUUUCUUAGAGGGUUGGAGGAAAGAGCUUGUUACCUGGCUUAAUAGAAGAGGAUUUUUUACUUAAAUUAGGGCCUACACAGCACAUAGGAUAAUGACAGUCCUCAUCUUCC
Messenger RNA from Loxodonta africana (African savanna elephant), 5628 nucleotides. RefSeq names its product tyrosyl-DNA phosphodiesterase 1 (gene TDP1). Bases 1248 to 3332 code for a protein of 694 amino acids. The record is from RefSeq and is a predicted model, not a curated record. The transcript is spliced from 19 exons. NCBI's taxonomy places the organism in Eukaryota, Metazoa, Chordata, Mammalia, Proboscidea, Elephantidae. Gene Ontology annotation, cellular component: nucleus. Gene Ontology annotation, biological process: DNA repair. Gene Ontology annotation, molecular function: double-stranded DNA binding; single-stranded DNA binding; 3'-tyrosyl-DNA phosphodiesterase activity.